UAGUCUUGCACGACUGCUCGAGUCCUGCGCUGCUAUCGAGCAUAUCGAUUUGAGGUUAGGUUUGGCAAGUAUUCCCGAACGUCCAAGGAUAGACUUGACCAGUUCGCGCUCGGCACGUCGACCAGUGUUUUAUCCGUUCCGGGAGAUAACACCGCGGAUUCCCGUCGUUCUGGGCGAACCUCCGUCGCGAUCUGAUUCGAGAAUGCGAGCCUUUCCGCGGCGUUUUGACAGUUGCUUUCCAGCAAUACGCACGCUAUAGUGAGGCACAUCGCGCGCAUAUGUAUGUACAUAACACUCGCAUCUACACAUCCUACGAUACGAGUGUGUAAGCGAGCGCGGUGACCGACAUCAUCAGACAAGCCAAUUCGCCGAGUUCUUCGCGAACUUCCUGGAAGUGGGUCCCGUGGUCGUUAGCGAACGUAGUCAUCGUCAUCGACAGCGCAGCCUAUGCAUCCAGCACGUUCGGUCUAAGUGCAGUCGUGCGAUGGUGCGCAGUCUCGGCUGCUGCAGCCCCAGAGGUGUAUGCACAUACAUACACGUAAAUACGCCGCGAAUCUCGCAAGCUCCGACCGCAACUUGUUCGGUUUUCCGGUGCACACUAUCUCUGGAAGAGCUAAUUCGUCUAAAUUAAUUAACAAAAAAGUAGCAGAACAGCCAAUAAGCCCAAGCCCAAUGAGCAAUUUAAGAUUUACAGUAGACUGCAAAGAGAGUUAGGAAGGUUAUCUCUGACAGAAUGCAAACUACAAACUAUCAAAAUCAUCAUUUUUCGCAGGACAGAUGUCUGCAGCUCACGUGCCACUGGCCUGGAGGUUCUCAUGUGAUAAUGUACAAAGUUGCAAGCCAAUGGUCGGACCAUGGAGGAAUCCUUAAGGUUCAGUCGACGACGUCGAAGCUCGGACGAGCGAAAGGCAUGUGUGUAAGGAGCAAGGCCGCGGAGAACGCGCGACAACGACGACGAGGAUGAGCAGUAGCAGCAGUAGCAGCGCCGAGCGUUCGAGUCUGAGCAAGCGCUCGACGGCGCGGACACGUACCGUAUCAGGUUCUGAGUCCGAGGCGUCCUGCGGCAGGACCGGUAAUGGCAGCGUCGUCCCCGCCACGGCAGCCACGGCAGCCACGGCAGCCAUCGCCGACUCGGACAACGUCAGCAGCAACAUCAGCCCGGACCGACUGAAGCGUAAGAAGCGAAGAAAAAAUGUCUACGACUUCAGCAAAGAUGAAAGCAAGCUCAGGCGACGUGUCCUCGAAUCGGGCAGGCGCAAGAAGCUUGAGCACGAGAUGAUUGAUAAGUUCAAGCUAAAGACCGCCUUCGUGCAGCUCGUCAGGCUUGAAGAUGAGCGUCGGCUGCAGGAGCGGCAACGGCAACAAGAGCAGCAGCUCGUCGCUAUUGCUACACAACCAAAGCCCGAGGAAGCGAGGAGAGACGUUGAUGAGGAAGAAAAGAGAGAAAAUAAGAGGGAAGAAGAAAACAAGGCAGAGGAGCGUCUGCGGCUUCCCGGGUUAACGCUUCCGGCCGAAGUCGACCCGAGGAUCUUACAACAGAAGCUUGUUGUCAAGAUCAACAAGCACCAGACCGAAAAGCUCCUCCAGAGCAAGCGCCGGCAACAGCAGAUCUCCGCCGGUACCAGUGAGUGCGCGGAUAGACUGACCGAAAAGUUGACGGACGGUUGCUCGUCGGACAAUAGCAACAAGUGUACCAAAAACGCAAACGUUUCGAGUUCUAAUAGCGGUAGGAAAGUGGCGCGAAUUCCCGUCGAUAAAAGUAAUAACGAUAGGCUUCCCGAUAAGUUGCUCAAGGACGAUUCCAAAUGCACGACGGAUUCGGCAACGCCGGCCGAGACGAGUGCCGGUGAGAGUCAGCCAGAAAGUUCCAAAAGUUUCGUAAAUAGUUGUAAAAGGCAAAAGUGCAACUCGCUCGAUCAAAACAGUAGUGAUAAGCAGUCCGUGAAUUCGCUCGAAGGCAGACCAAAGUGUCCAGAGGAAGCCGGCGAGAGGCAUCCCGAAGGUUCCGCUAAGGAUGCCAAGAGGUAUUCCAAAAACUUGAUUAAGGAUGUGAACGAGAAGCAGUCCAGUGUUUCCGCCAGCGGAGAUGCCAAGAAGGAUGAUAAGCAGCAGUCAGAGCUACCUUGCGAGAAAAGUAAGAAGGUAUCAACAAAGAGUGCUGUUGUCGAGAGUCAUCCCAGGCCCAGACGAAAUUUGGCCAGUAAGAACAGCGAGAGACAUUUGGACGAUUCUGUUGAGAAUAAUCAGUCUGAUAAACCUCUGGCGGAAAAUGAAAAACUUUCCGAGCAAGUGGAUAAAAGUAUCCAAGAUAGUUCCAAAAGUCAGAGUGACAGUCAUAAGAAGAUCACGCGAAAAGCUGCCGAGAAACAUGAAAGUCAUGUUGUAAGCGCAGUCGACAGCAAAACUGACGACAUCAAAAAGUCGGUUGAAGAACGCAGCAGAAAACAUUCAAAAAGGUUGGAUAGAAAAAUUGAGUGUUCCAAAAAUGAGACUGAUAAUAGUAAAAGAGUCGCAAAGAGAGUUGACGAUGAAAAUGAAAAAUCUAGUGGCAAUAUAACUAAGAGUUGUGUAAACUAUAUAGCUAAUUCUGUUGAUGAACCUGAAAAGCUUCCUGAAAAAUUAGUUAAAGAUGUUAAAGUGUGUAUUGAAAAUCAAAUUGAUAAUGUUAUAAAACAUACGAUAAUUGGUGGUGUUAAAAGUGAUAAACCUACUGAACAUGUUCUAGAAAAUGAUUUAAAUGGCACUCAAAAUGUUAUUGAAGAAAUUAGUAAUAGUCGAUCACAAAGUGUAGAUAAUAAUAUUCAGUUUUCCAAAAACUUUAGAGAAAACGAUAGAACGAUUCAAAAAGUUUCAAAAGACAUUGCACACAUUGUUGAUGAAUCAAAUAGCGAGCAUUCUAAAAAUUCUGACAUAAAAGUUACUAAGACUUUAAAAAUUGGUAUAGAAAAUAAUAAAAAACAAGAUAAGAUUAACAUAGUCAAUGGUCCCAAUGAAAAAUUUGUUGAAAAUUCAAUUGAUAUUCAUUCACACGAUGCGCCAAAUAUUGUAGAAAUGCCGAUUAAAAAUGAUUCCAUCAUUAAUAAAGAAAGUAAAAAUGUUCCUGAAAUCAAUCAAAGAUCCAAGAGGCGGUUGGCUGCAAAGACCAGGGAAGUUAAUACUGAGGUACCAACAGAAGACAGAAUAUAUUGUGAAGAAAAUUCCGUGGUUAAAACUAAAGAAAGGCUGAACAAAAAUUCUAAUAAGGAUGUCACUGAGUGCAAGAACAAUCUUGAAAUUGGUAAAAGAAGAACAAGAAAAGUAUCCGAAAAGAAAGAUGAUCGUUCUGAAACUUUGAUAGAGAAUAAUGCCGAUCAUACUCAACAAUUGCACGAAGAUGACAAAGAAAAAAAUUCUGAAAAGUCAAACAUCGAGGAAAAUACAAAGUUACAGACUGAAACCAUUAAAAAAGUGAAAAGGAAAAGUACUUUAGAAAUUGUAGAACAUUUUGUUGAAGAAAAUCAAAAAGUGCUUCCUGAUGAGCCUUCUAAAACUGUUAAAAAUUUGUCCAAUAUUCGAAUUGAAAAGAAAAUUGCUACUAGAUCAUCACAUCUCAAGCAAGAACAGCAUACUGAAAAUCCAGUAGAAAAUACUUCAACUAUAGUAGAAAACAGUGUGUUAGAACACACAGUCAAUGUUUCGAGUAAUACAGAUAAAAUGAAUUGCGAUGCCAAUGUUAGUACCAAUCCACCACCUGCCAGAAAAAGGGGGCGUCCAAGAAAAGUAUUACCUAUUUCCAAUUUGACAAAUGCUGAAGUUCUUGUAAAAAAUAAUUUAGAUUCACAGCAAAACUUGGUUGAAAAAGUAGACGAGAGGUCUAAACUUUCAAAUGAAAGCAAAAUGAUCACGAGGAAGUCGCUGCAUAAUAGACAUGAGAAACCCACGGAAAAUUUAGUCAAGCAUGAUUCAAAUAGUAUUGAUAAAUCUAUUGAAAUAAAUAAAGAUCGUUUACAGUUACCUGAAGAAUCACAAGAAAUAGUAAAGAUAUGCUCGAAAAGUCAGACAGAAAAUCAAAAGAGAGUCACUAGAAAAUCAUCACCCGAUAAACACGAAAGGCAAGCUAUCGAUAAUAGUGACAAUAAAAUUUCUGAAAAAGCGCAGAAAAAAGUAAAGGAGUGUUUAAAGAUUCAAAGUGAAGGUCUCAAGCGAGUUUCUACUAGAAAAUCAGCUCCUGAUAAUCAUGAGAAACAUCCUGAAAAUUUUGUUGUGAAUAACUUAGAGUUAGCGCAAAAUGCAACCGACGACCAUGAUCAAAUUCUCUCUGAAAAAUUAGAUAAUAAGGAAAAUUCCAAAACUCAGAUUGAGAUAAAGUCGAGAAUUACAAGAUGUUUACCUAUCAAACGAGACAGACAAUCUAAAAAUUUGGUGGAAAACAAUGUGGACUGUAUACAAACGCUGGUCGUCGAAAAUAGAGACAAAAGUUCGGAAAAUUUAGUUAAUAAUCUUAAAGUUUUUCCUAAUACUAAAAAACUUCGAAAAAAUUCCAUCGAUAAAACUAAUGAAACUAAUUCUGAAUUUUCCGUUGAAAAUGAUAUUACAUCUGCACAUGGUAUAAGUGAUGAAAAUAUAGAUAAUCAUACUAAAGCUCCCGAAUAUGAAAUUAAUAAGAAAACCAAAAGGAAUUGUAUUUCUAAGCAUGCUCAAAAUAAUACUGAUAAUAAUCUUCCAGAUCCUCAAUACUUGAUAGACUCAACUGAUGGAAAACUAGCUUCUACAGAUGAGAACAAUAUAUAUUCAAUGGGCGUUGUCACGGAAUAUAGUGAAAGUGGAAGACAAUCUGAAGAAUUUGAUAAGAAUAUCAAAAACUUACCAAAUGGUCGCAUCGACUACGAGUUUGCAAAAAGUCUUGCAGAAGAAAUUUUAAGUUGUGCAGAACGUUUGAUCGAAAGUAACGAAUUAUGUAAAAAUGUUUUAGCUGAUGUAGAAAAUAAUAAAGGACCAAAGAUGGAUACACAGAUACAUGCUGAAGAGUCAGAAAAGGAAGAUGCAGAUGAUCAAAGCUUAGCUAACAGAUAUCAAAAAGAAAUAGAAAGUAUUUAUCAAAACCGCAAAGAAUCCGCAGAUUAUGAUAAUAACAAGUGUGAGUCUGUAAAUCAAGAUGCGAUAUGCUGUCCCAAGAAGAUUGUUCCAGAGCAAACUCUUGAAACUAGUGAAAAUCAAUUUAAACAAUGUGCAGAACAGAGCUCUGAACCUACAGAUAAUUUGUAUUCGGAAGUCAAGGAGAGUACAAUACAGUCAGAUUACGAAUCCAUUGAAAACCCCAGUAAAAGUUUUGUUGCAUACAAUGAAAUGAAUUCUCUGGUAAGCAUAGGAGCAAGUACUACAAAUUCAAUGUUUACUGAAGAUUUUGAUGAAGUUAUCAAGUAUUUCUGCAUACCUGCAAAGAAUAAGAUUCGGAAUAAUGAUAAAAAUGUGUGUCAAACGUUGAAAGAAAGCGUUGGUGGUUUUCCAGAACCAACAACGAACGGUAUCGACGAUUCACUUAUCGACAUCAAUAGUUCUUUAGAGAACACACUUGAUGCUUUUGAAAUUAAGAAGACCGAGAACACGAAAAACAUUAGAUCGGCUCUUACGGAGAAUGCCAUCGAUACGUUUGGAUCGCAGUUCGUACCUCGUGUAGAAGAAGCGGUAAAACUUUCAAGCACUCUUUCUGAAAUUCAUGCAGAAGAUUCUGUACACAAUCAUGAAACAACGCUGGUGGAAUUAAGGAAAAAAUGUACCGAGAACUUGGAGCGGCGAUGCUCUGCAUCUCAAGAAAAUUUUACCGACAGUCCAGCUUAUCAAAUCUUACCUGCUGAAGAUUCCGGUGAUGUUGAGAGCGAUAAAAGUUCCUCAUCCUCGGACAGCUCUGGCGAGAACGGCGAAACGGAGAGCGAGGAAGGUAACUACCCAGAUAGUGUCGAUAGCGACGAGAACCUCGCAGAUCGUCUAGCCCAGUUGCACAAUUUGGAAAUUCCACCUCUCAACUCUUCUGACGACGCGGACUCCGGCGUUCAAACUACCGCUGAAGAGCAUCAACAACAUAAACGCAUUGAUAAGAUCGUUCUGCGAUGUCCACGUCGUUCCUUCCUCGAGAUGAACGCAAUCCCUGCCACAGCAAAACUGGAGUUCGACUGUAAAGAUUGCGAUAAAAGCUUUGUAAGUAAUCGAGAACUGCGAAAACACAUAAAAGUUCAGCAUCGUCAGCGCCUUGUCAUCAAGAUUCGUAAGACCGACGAGAACAAGCACGCUGCACAUAUUGUCGAGCAGCCUGUACCCAAGCGACUUUCAAAAGAGCAAGAGGAUGAUGACGAAGACGAAGGUAACGCUUCGGCAAGUCCUGAAAAGCUCGACGAGGAUGAGCUUGCACGCUCCAAUGAGGACGAGCGAAUCACAGAGGGCGAUAUCAAGAUCAUCGUGCGUAAGGAGGGUGGUUCCAAGAACUCGCACGUUAUUAAGGAGAUCAAAAUCACGCCAAAGUCAAACUCCGAUGGCGGUAACAGUACUCGCAUUCCCGGCUCCUCUCCAGCUAGAUCCGACUUCGGUAGUGGUUGCAGCAGUUCUCGUAUACCCGGCAGCUCACCAGCUCGUUCGGAUUUGGGUAGUAGCAUAGGUGGAGGUAAUAGCUGCAGAAUGCCUGGAAACUCACCGGCGAGAUUUGAUAUAGCACCCGCGACCAAUCCCGUAAAACGUGGUCGUGGCCGCCCAAAAAAGUAUCCGAUUUUCACUGAAGCUGAACUAAUUGCUAAACACCUUGGAUCUCCGACAAAUUCGCAAGUAAACAACGGCGCAACAAGCGCGAGGAAGAAAAAAGACGAGUCACCAUUCAUUGUUGAGGGCAUAUUUGGCAAGAGAAACGAGGACGAGCCACUGUUCGAGGCAGUAGAAUCAAUAGUCGUUAGACCAGAAUUUUUAUUGGACUCUCCUCAGAACGACGCUAUUGCCGAGACCUCGCUCAAAAUUAAUGAUAAUCACGCUGAGAACCAAGCGACCACGCCGAGUCCCGCAGUCGAAGAGGCACCAAGGUUAGAGCAGCCAAUUGUGGUUAAAGAGACUGGAACGGUCGAACCUUGCAUCAAGAGGAAACGCGGAAGAACGCUGUCUCAAGAAAGUCUGAUCUCAGCCGAGGCUAUUGCUGCAGCUAUUGUACAAGAAGAGAAAAAGCGCAAAGUAGCGGCCGAAGGUGGUACAGAGUCAGGAGAAAAGGAGUUUGCAGAUGAAUCCAGGAUCAGUCUAAUGCCGGAACGUAGUGUCAGUGAACCGGAUUUGCGCGCCAAAUACCAUAUCACAAAAGAGCUAGUCGUACAAUUGACUAAGUUAGACACAGUUCCUAAAGAAAACGAAGACGAUAGCGCUGAUGAUCCGGUUGACGACGAGACUGAGCCGACGAACGCUAACAACGAUGGGGAAGCCGAAUCUGCAGAUCCAAUGGAAGAGACGCCUCAGAGAAAGACCAAGCCGAAAAUAAUUGAGAGCGAAUUAAUAGAGGUGGGUGGUAGCCCAGAACCCGAUAUUAGAGCUGUCAUUAGGUUGAAUCUUAGACGAAAGCUCGAGAGUAACAAUAACAACUUAGUCGUCGUUAACAGUAUAGACAAGUGCCUCACGCCCUCGACGAGCGACAGUCCGCAACACAUAGCUAAGCCAGACGAAAUUGCAAGUGUCGAUAAUAAUGAUGCGACUGAGGAGAGUAAUGUGCCUAUGGAAAUCCAAGCAGCACCUCAGGUUGCCGAAAAUCAAACGCAAUUAGAAUUGCAAGCUCAGCCAGAACUGCAGCCGCAGUUACAGCCAGAACUGCAGCCACAGCUACAGCCAGAAUUGCAGCAGCAAACGCUAUUACAGUUGGCGGAAAUGCCGGCAAAGCCAUCGACGAGUAAGAAUAGCUGCGGUGACUGCAACUGCGAAUUCCAUAUUGACGAUGAUUUCGAUGCGUUCGAAGAUAACCAAACUCUUGUUCCAGAAUCUGAGCAACAGCUGAUUGCUGCGCCACAACCUCCAAUGAUUGAGAUGUCUAUGGUCGAUGCGGGCUCGGAAGAAAAGCUUCACAUGCUCAUGAAUGCACAGAUACCUUGUGACUCAGUCAACAACGUCAGCCCCACAGUCGUAUCUCAGUCAUUGCACUUUCACUCUCAGGUCCAAGGCCAACCGCAAGUACAGCCUCAGGUUCAAGUUCAGAUUCCGCUCCCACCGUUAAUUAGGCACCGAAUCCAGUAUCAACCUCAGCAGAUCCAACCUCAGGUACAACAGCUGCCACAAGCUCAAAUUCAGCUACCAUCACAUAUGCCGCUACCACCAUUAACCCAGAUCCAGAUGCCACCGCAGUCACAGGUUCCUGUACCAUCGCAGACACAAGUUCAGCUGCCACCGCAGGCGCAGGUUCCUGUACCAUCGCAGACACAAGUUCAGCUCCCACCGCAGGCGCAGGUCCAACUACCGCCGCAUCCUCAACUUCUGCAACUACAACAAGCAACUGAGAGUAUCCAAGCGCAAAUCCAGUUACCGCCGCAGGCCCAGCUAGUCCAAUUGAAUCAAUCGCAGCAGUUCUGCAUUCUUUUCUUCCCCGAAUCAGAUGGUAGCAAUUCUGCUAAAGACAGACCAACAACGGCAACGAUAGUCAAUUUUCAGCCGGUCCCUGACAAUGAGAUCGCUAAUAAGCCGCUAAUCUACAUGCCCACAACGCCUACUAAAAUUUCAAUUGACGAUCACGCUAAGCAGUAUGUCUGCGCCACAUGUUCACAGGUACUCGAUAUCAUCGGAAGACUAGAGGCUAGCCUUGGCAUGACUGAGGAAGAUAAAAGUGUCAUCAAGUGUCCAUACUGCUCGAACCACUUCCAGUCGCUGUUCUACCUUGAAUAUCACAUGAUGCAGGAGCAUCUCAAGUGCGAGAACGAGAAGCAGUGCCGACACGCGAGUUUCAGCAACCUGCGUAUUCCUUCCCACGAGGUAGCUUCCGAAUUCGAAAUCUACAUCACGUUCGCGCUCAAAUGUCGCAGCUGCUACGACAUCUUCAACACAGUGUUGCAACUUAACGACCAUGUGAUGCACAAACACAAGACCCUUGUACGGUUGAAGCCGUCUUCUCCGCCCUUCCCGGCUACACCAUCUGCGGGACCAGCGUUUCCUCCAGGCUCGCCGUUUGUACGGAAAAACAGUGGUCCUACUCACGUGGCUGUGCUUCAGUGUCCCAGCGACUGCGUCUGUCGCAUUGGCAUCCGGAGCACUGACAGUCCGCUUCAGCGACAGCAGAUGCUCAAACGCUGUCCGAAUGCCAUGCGUCGUCUGGAGAAGAUUGAACCCGCAGCUUAUGAGGUUUAUACAUGCACGCUUUGCAAGAGUACAUUCCUGAUGAAAGACGAAGUGGUGGAUCAUCUGAUGAAAAUGCACGAGGUCUCUUGUAAAUAUCCUUGCUACACCUGUCUGACAAGCUUCCGCAGUUUACAAAUGCAGGAGAAUCAUCGCUGCUCCGAGACGACGCUCCAGGACCUCGACAAACUCCUGAGCAUCGCCAUCUUGCCGGUCAAUGUUACUAGCUCUAGUAAAGACGAUCGCUCCAAGUAUUUGGAGCGCGAGGACUCGUCUACCGACGAGUACGACGCAAUUAAAACAGCAGCUGCCACAGCAAGUAACAAUAGGCCCUCGCCCGCAGCCACGCAGCCGCAGGCUUCGAAUGGCUACAAGCGAAAGAACGGCGAGACUGUUGCGGCAUUGCAGAACUUUUUAAUGGCAAAUGCGGCAAAAAGAGCAAAAUUCGCAUCUGAGCCGAUGACGACAGUCCAGAUAGCGAGUUACAGAAGGAGAAGAGUGUGCCCCAAGUGUAAGCUUAAGUUUGCUAACAGACAGGCUUUGCAACAUCAUGUUGUCUACGAUCACGUGCUAAAGGGAGAUGUUAACGUAGGACCUAGGAAAAUCGCAAUUGAUUUGCUGAGAAUACUCACCGCUGAUUGUACGGAUGGUGAAAGUACGAGCGAAAUAAAUGAAAUACUGAAAGGACUUAGCAACGAGGACGCCAACUUAGUGAAGAAUUUGAUGUCACUCAAUAUGGACGAAGAGAAUAGAUGGGAAAGCAGUAAUGGCAAUGAUUCGACCAAUGGCCUAGAGGUUGCGCAGUGCAGCAAUUGUAAGACGAAAAUCACACUGUCUGCAGAGACUGGCAACCCUUCGGAACAGAACAACCAUCAGCAGUCCAAUGCAGAGUCUACCAAGCUCUUACUUUGUGAAGGCUGUGAGAAUGGCGGUCCGAAGACACGUCGCCGCACUGUCGUCAACAAUGGCCACCACGAUAUUAAAAAUACGAUAACGGAUGCUCAAGGCCAGCCGCUAGCAAUCAUACAUCCGUAUGCUUGCAAAAAGUGCUCCGAAUCAUUUCCUUCUCUCCUGGAGUUAAAGUUCCACAAGCGCAGUACUCACAAUGUGGAUUGCGAUAUCUGCAAAAGGUCAUUUACCUCCUUGCGUAUGCUUGAGAAACAUAAGAAGACUCACCGUGAGUCCAGCCUCGAAGACUUGUCCAAAACAACCAUGGAGGAUGACAAUACAAGCAGCAGUCAGAUUGUUAGUGAAAGCAGCAAGGACAACAGUGAGGCAAACGACUCGCUCAACGAAAAGGGAAAUUCGUCGAACCGACGCGACUCAUCCGAUAGCAGUAGCGGCACUUCCAAAGAGCCUGAAGAACAGCCUCUUAAUUGCUCUUUUUGUGAGGAGGUCUGCUCGUCAAAAGUCAGCCUGAAGAAUCAUCUGAAGCGCGAGCACGGACGACGCGCUUCUAUUUGUCAAUUCUGCAACGGUCUGCUAAUAGAUACGAGUGAGGUGCGUCAUAUGCUAGACUAUCACAUCGUCCCGAGCAAAUCCACUUCACGCAGCAUUCUCGCCAAAAGCAACGGCACCAUCCUCCAUUGCGAGGCCAGUUGCAUGCAAGAUGACGUAGAAGAGCUCGUACGCACUCUUGGGAAGCACAGACUGCAAUCGCUUAUGAUGUACCACGACUUCGAGGGCAAGUGUAAUAACGCAAUAAUGCGCUGUCCAAUGUGUCCAGAGUUGUUUGCCACGCGGGAGUCCUGCAGAUUUCACUACGUCUGGAUCCACGAUGAUACUUGCCUGCUAUGCGACGAAACAUUCAGAUCGGGCAGCAGUGCCUUCCAGCACAAAGUAGAUGCGCACACUUCCACCGCAAGUUACCUUUGGUGCAUACAACGUCUUGUCACCGCCAUCGUUUACACUCUGAGGCUCGAUCCUGACCAGCCAUCGCAUGUACUGUACCAGAUGCUUGCCAUGAGGAUUGAGAAUGAAGAGGCCGCUGUUUUGCAGGCUGAGCAGGUAACUGUGAGAGGCGCAACUGGAACUACCGAAAAGACUGGCAGCGAGGAGCCGGCCACUGAUCCCGAACGCUUUGGCCUGGAGGCUGUUGUACUGAGCGAGGAUCAGCUGCCCGACUCUAGCAACAUAAUUGAAGUUGUCAUUGGUAAGGAAGACUCAGAGGACGACCUCCUAUCCAUGCUUAAUUUGUCGCCAAGCUACGAGAGCUGCAGCGAGCAGCACAGGAUGCCCAAUGCCGGAUCAGCUCCGCCCGAGGAAGAAGAAGACGAAGAGACUGUAGCUGCCGCUGCAGUAGCUGCGAUGGCCGUCAGCUCGGCGCCGACAACACCUAUCCUGAGCUCAGCAGCGGCUUCAGUGACAACGACGCCGACAGGACCAACGAACACGACGGCCAGUCCUGUUGUUGAUAAUUACGUCACUUCGGGUGUGUGUAAAUAUAGGCUUGAAAACGACGAGGAGCAACUCGUUCUGGUCGUUACCGAUGACGAUCUCGUCACCUUCAGGGACGAUAUUGGCAGCUUGGCUGAAAGAAUAAGCACGACCUGUGACUCGCUGACUCUCGACGAGAUCACCGAGAUGCUCAGGGCCUACUUCGAAAGCGUCAACGGUGUGACGAGCAGUGGCGCGAGCGCGUGAGACAAACUGCAUCUGCUCUUCCUUCAUUCUGUGCGUGUGCAAUCUUUGAAGACUUGAGAAGAGGGAAACAAAAACUGAGUUAGCGCGUAACCGUGUUUAAUAUGUAUAAUGUAUAAUGUAAUAACGAUUUGACGGUGAUUCCCCCGAUGUUUUUCGAUUUAUCUCUAUCUCUUUAUAUAAAUAUAUAUAUAUAUAUAUAGCUGUCCCUUGUCUCUCCGAAAUAUUUCUACUACUUUUACCCGAGCGAUUUAAAUGAGGAGAAUGAUUAUGAGAUAUGUACGCGUGAUACAUACCUUGAUGACGCCUGGCUGGGAAAUUUCGUUGCAAAAACAGUGAUAAACAUUGUUAAGCCGCGUUUUUGGUUGAUAGAUAUAGAUUGUCGAAAGUCGUUUUGGUUCUCCUUUAAUUCUAGCGCGCAACACGAGGGAAUCUGAAACUAUGUUCAUUAAUGAGCAUAACGAGAGUAGCGCUGAUCUCGGUGUUAAUUGUUAAAAUAAAAAACAGUGGUAUGUAAAUUGUGAAUGAAUUUGCGCUAUUAUCGAGCGAGAAUUUAUUAUUGUUCCAAACUGAUGCAGCCAAAAUUAAAUGAAUACAUAAUACUUAUGGACUUUGGUCACGAUAAACGAUGUUCUCAGUUAAAACUGAAGUUAUUGAUUAUCGUAAGCAAAUUGCAGGUUCUAGUUGCAUCAAUGGUAGAUCUCUUUAUCCGACGCAUAAAAAAUUAAAUAUAAUUAAUUGAUAGUCAUCCAAGUAUCAAAAUAAAAUCGCAUGUUUUAGAUCCGUUGUUAUGUACAGUUCUGAGGUACAACUAACGACAGUUUUCACAUGUAAAAUUUUAGUUGCGAUUGAACGGCAGCAAGCAGAGCUUGCCAACGCUUGUAUUUGAAAAUCAUGAUUUUUUACACGCUUUCUGGAUCGUAUGGAAUGCUCAUAAUUAACUUUAAUUUUAACAAUUGGUAUAUAAUCAGCCUUGACCAAAAGAGUUAGGAAUAAUUUAUUUUCUAAAUAUAUUAAAAUUGUUUUCAAUGAAAUGUUCCAUCCAGGAUAUCUAAAGAUAUAAAUAUUUUUUCAUUUUUUUCGAAGGCCAGCGAGAGUCCAGUAUUUUCUUUUCUUUAUUUUUUCUAUUUUAUUUCUCCUCUCAACCUUCUUACUUAUUUUUUCGUUCGUUUUUAAUUGUUGAAACGAAAACGAGGCUAGGUUGGGUGCCUUUUUUCGAAUUUUCCUGUCCGUGUGUGGGGCAAAGGUGCUGAGAAAUUUUUGCCAUCGGACUGGAUGACUUUAAUCAUAGGAUUUAACUGUUUUGCAAUUUUUUUUUCGUUGGUUGAAUAUAUACAUAAGAUAUAAACGUGUAUGUACAGUUCUUGAUAAUGAUGAAUAUUAUUAAAAAGAAAAAAAUGAGAAACGUUUGUAUCCAACUAAGAGUAUAGAGCUUUCCUACGUACGUUCGUUACGUUUUUGUUUACAUUCGACAUUUUUAUAAUGAAUAGUAGAAAUGAAAAAAAUAUAAAAAGUACUACGAGAAACCGCCAUAAUUUACACCUGCGAAUUAUCAACGCAAUUGUAACAGUUACUGUCAGCGAAUAAAAUUCUUCAGAUAUUUCGUA
Nasonia vitripennis (jewel wasp) is the source of this 13562-nucleotide messenger RNA. RefSeq lists its product as uncharacterized. The transcript is spliced from 6 exons. Lineage: Eukaryota; Metazoa; Arthropoda; Insecta; Hymenoptera; Pteromalidae. Gene Ontology annotation, molecular function: RNA polymerase II cis-regulatory region sequence-specific DNA binding; DNA-binding transcription factor activity, RNA polymerase II-specific. Gene Ontology annotation, biological process: regulation of DNA-templated transcription. The coding region runs from base 961 to 11958 and encodes 3665 amino acids. The record is from RefSeq and is a predicted model, not a curated record.